This is a messenger RNA of Exophiala dermatitidis NIH/UT8656, 8196 nucleotides long. RefSeq lists its product as uncharacterized. The transcript has 6 exons. NCBI's taxonomy places the organism in Eukaryota, Fungi, Ascomycota, Eurotiomycetes, Chaetothyriales, Herpotrichiellaceae. Bases 4008 to 5129 code for a protein of 373 amino acids. The record is from RefSeq and is a predicted model, not a curated record.
CCCAGCACUACUAGUAGCAAGGUACUGUCAGGUACCUUGUGCCUUGUAGUAUACCUGGUAAGUACGCUCACUCACUGGCCUGGUGCACAGCCUGCGGUUCUCUACAUACAUGCAUGUCGACGGGAACCUCAAGUUGCUCACACCAAAAGAACAUCCUCAAGUACCUAAUACAGCCCCUUGAUCACCUUCCAUCAUCGUCUUCCUCACCCUCUAGUCAAGCCUACAGCACAAUUGCCACGCAGUCGUCUGUCUACCUGGGUACCUCCCUGUACUAGCCCAGCAGUCCAGUGUCGGCAAACACACAGCCUGAGCCAUACUUCUACCAGGUGAUCACUUUGCAUGAGAUACGCCUCGCAGAUCACGUCCUCCUCUCGACGGGCCCAUCAAGCUGUCACUGUCACUAACCGUGUGUCAGUCCACGUCUCUUUCGAUCAACCUCAUGUCCUUGACAGCAUUCGAAAGCCAAACAGCACCCAACCCGACCACAGAGCAGUCUUUCAUCUGUGCCGUGGCUGCUCUAGAAUGUGUCUCAUCUUCUCACUCGCACGCAGACACAACGACAAAAUCGUCAUCACUUGCACUCGGGCCAGUCAUCCAUAAUACCUGGGUGACCUCACACCUCACACCCUUCGUUCGCUCGCAUCGGCCACAAUAAUAAAUAAUGAAAUGUUAAAAUAAAAUGAACUCAAGCCGCUCCAUCCCGGUCCCACAAAGCAGCCAUCAUGACGAGGCCAACCUCCAAGGCGGCCCAACGGCUAGAGACUAACCGUGAGCCGCCGGAGUUAGUCAGACCCCGGAAAACUGUUAGCCUCGAGUCCGAAACCACCGGUCCUCCAACAUCCAAUUUCCCUUGUUGACUGGAAGGACCCAUAUUCAAUUUGCCCAAGAUAAAAGGGCAAAUGGGGACCACAUCAUAACACGACUCUUCUUAUAGCCGCGUCACGACCAUGUGCGGCUGGUCUCACAUUCAAGGUUGUAUAUGUUCACUGCUCGGGAAGAUGCAUGGACUAUACUCGACUGAUCACCACUACUAAUAAUGUAUCCUCCGUAGGGGGGAUCUCAUCAAACUCUCCAAAAUUCAUUCCCGUUUCAAGACCUGAGCAGGAAAGAUCCUACACUCCUGGGCAUUUAGGGUGAUUUGGCAAGCCAGACUUUGCAUGGGCCUUGCGCCGACAGCGAAGUUGCUGUGAUGCCGUAAGGCUUAUCAACAAGGGCAAGGCAAAGAAGAAGAGCAAAGAUGGACAACAAGAGAGAGAGCCUACACUCGGAGUAUUUACGGCACUCUCCUUUACCGCUGUGGCAGAUUACAAGCUGAAGAAUUCCUGGAUACUCGAUUCAGGCUCUGAUAUUCAUGUCUGCAACAAACGAGAGAAUUGCACACGAACCAGAGACGCAACAGAAACCGAUAUACUCAUUGCAGGAAUGAAUCGAUAUCCGAUCGAAGCAUUCGGAAGCGUUGAGAUACGAGUAUCGACGAAGGAUGGGAUCAAACGACUCACACUCCUCGACGUCGCACUUACCCCAGGCUUCAUGACGAACCUAGUCUCGCUCUCUCGGCUACACAAUAAGCACGUCAAUUGGAAUACGCUAGACGGCUCGUUAACACUAAAAGAUGAGCACCUUUGCUACGUACGGAGACGAGACGGGCAUUGGAUACUUUCCGACGACAACAUUCAACCUCUAUGUCCGAGUAUUGCUGAGUCAGAACUCGCAAAGAUCUUCAAUCGAAAAGAGACGAAUCACACCUCCCUAUACGACCUCGUUGACAUGGUCAGAGGCGUAUAUCGAAACACGAAGCAUUCAUCAAUCAACAAAGCUUCACACUCUGCUUUUAGCGCAACAAAAGAGGACAAAGGGAAGAAGCCCGAAUGUCUCUGUGGAUUCAAGCACUACUACAGCGAGUGCUACUAUCUUAACUCAAUGACAAGACCUGACGGAUGGUCUCCCAAUCCAGAUGUCAAUCACAAAGUGCAGACUAAGCUAAACAACAGUUAUGACGGAAUGAUCAGUCCAACAGGAACCGUGCAAGUACCACGCUAGAUGCAUUCGCUCUGUGCUCUACCCGGGGCCCAAGAACCUUGAUUAUACCUCAACGCAUCUCGUCUGAAGACAAUACUUAUCACAUCCAUUUCAGUUUCCAAUGGCCAAAGCUCCCGCAUAGUCCGACUGCCAGUUAUUAUUGGCAUCCACCCGAAUUUUUCGGAAAAGCAAGGGUUAUGCAGUGGUAUUCGUCGUCGUACUACCGAUAAAGACAACUUCCACCGCAGCCAGGCUAAAGGGAGCGAGUCAGUAUGGACCAAUCAGCAAUAUGAGAACAACUGACGCGGUUGUGGAGGCAAACACUUCUUUCAUGUUCGCAGCGGUGCAGAAGGCAAGAAUCAAUCCAAAUGCUGCUGUCAAAGCAAUGGUGAUGCCAAUCCGACUGAUUGUGGUACGAACAUAGUACAAUAUCAGGAUUGUCACUGCCGGCGUAAGUGACGCCAGGAUGGUUGCGGUGAGUUUGAAGAGGAAUCGGAACUUUUUCAAGGUCUCAUUGUUGUAGACACGGACACCCUCCCACCCGGGUGCCUGUUCGACGCUUGAUGAUGACUACAUGAACAUGUUACCGUAAGUAUUAUACCAGAGGUAAACUGUCAUGUCCAAAAACGAACCUGAUGUUUGAUUCCCCAUAAUUCAUGAUACCAGUCGAUCAGUUUAGGACUCAACCACUUUUUCACAUCUGCCAUUUCAGAGUCUGCGUCGAGGUUUCGCACAAGGGAGACAUAUUCAUGCGUGUCCGAGUAGUGCCACGUGAACCUCUCGAGUGCUGCUAGGAAUACGGGACCGUCUUUGUCUUGCACGCUCUCUUCAUCCAAGCGAUCCCGAAGAAAGCGUAGAUUCUCCUCGAGAGGAGGCUGGAGCCCUUGGACCUGGGCACCUUUCAGGAGCAACGAGUCUGGGGCGGCAGCAUUAGCACAUUUCCAGCUCCGAGUCUCGAUGGCUCGGAUUUCCGGCGUGGACUUGGACGCACAAUACUCUUGCACCUUCUGGCGGCUUCUCCUCAAAAGCUUCAGCUGAUCAUCAUCUGGCGCUCUGGAUUUGUGAAGGGUGAAGAACUGCCUGGUACGUUUGCGAGUUUUUUCGUCCUGUGAAGCAUCGUCAUCUUUGCACGUCUGCCAUAGUUGAUCCUCGAGAUCCAGCAGUUCCGCUUGGAGACUCAUGAGUUGAAACGCCGUCAGUGCUGUAAACUUUCGAAAUAUUGCUGCGUCGGGGAAUUGUUCCAUCAAUCUCGCUGCCUUUGGAUAACCCUUCAGCGUACCGUCUGCGAUUGAUCCAGCAUGGUGGGUCGUGCCCGCUUGCGUCGUUGUGUUUGUUGCCAUUCUUCAUUCUCUAUUGCGUCCCAGGAGCUCGAGAGUCUUCCCUUGGCGAUAAUGGUAAACAGACUCGGUGCAUUGCUGUCGGCUUUGAAAUCACGAUAAGACACCUGGCUUCGCCAGACUUUGCCGCUCGGGCCCAAAAUUAGCAUCCCUGCCAAAGAUGCAGUAGGUAGAUCAUGAGAGGCCAUUCAAACGACGCUGAUAAUCAUGGAAUCGCCGAGAGGCACAUCAACUUACAGUACGAGGAACCAGAAGUGGCGCUCCCAGCGACCCAGUCCAUGCCAUGAUUCUUCAUGCACAUCUGUGAGGAGAUUUGUACCUUAUACCUAGGUAGGUAGGUACAGAGUCAAGAUGCAGCGGACUAGGAAGAGGAGGUGUGCCAGGAAGACGUAUCGGAAUAUGCCACGUUGUACGGGGGAGGGGGUGACAGUGGCAGCUGUCGACAACAUUGGAGGACCUCAGGCCAUGACACUUUUGUAGUAUCGGCAUGCCUCGUUCAUUCAUCGAGUUGGACUCCUACAAGUCGUCCCCGCAAUACAAAAGAAAUACCUACCAGGUGACUAAGGUAUUGUACUGCCGCAGCCUGUGCUCUCCGUGGCACAGCAGUGACACUCUUGAGUUGUAUGGUGUCUCUCACUUUCUUGAUCAACCAUGGCCGGAGUGGAAGGACUUGGAGGAAUUCUGACAGUUGCGGAAUCACUUUCGGUAUAUGUUUCUGCCAUAGAAGCGAUCAGCAAUCUGGGAGAACUGAAGGUACCUUCGAAUAACUGCGGACUGCGAGGCACAGGGUAUGCAUUACUCUUUGCCGAGCUGGAGAUCCUUCAAGCCAUUCUCUCCGAGUCGGCACAGUUACUGGGAGCAUCGCACAGCACAGUGCCAAAGUCUGCGCAGCUUGCGUUACAAGGGUGUUUGACCACCGAAGCCACCCUUCAGAAACAACUGCAGAGCGAAGAAGCGAGGAGACACUGGCUGCGUUUCAAGGAUGGUUCCGCUGGCCCCUCUAAACGACUACGAGCCACCAUGGACACCUUGAGAAUCUCCAUUCUCUUAUUCCGAGAUAUCGCGACAAAUUACGAAACACAACGUCUUCUGCGAUCUCAAUAUGCCAUUGCUCCAGAAAAGAGCUUGGGCAAAACCGAGCUUCCUAGCAAGACCGUCCUUUCCGAUGAACCGAAUGUACAGGCUACCAAACAGGACCGCGAAGCAACCAAGCUCGUCUCCGAGAGAGACUUUUCGGUAUUUGAAGCCGAUGUUCGAUUCAAAGAUCUCGAGACGUUCUACGCGAAGGGCAAGAUUGACACAGGGUCGGACGUAGAACUCGUCUCGUUGGAUCUGCUACAAAGAAACAAUCUGGUUCAACAUACCACCAAGCAGAAUACACCUAUCACUCUAAAGACUCUGGACGGAGGAACCUUUACCCUUGACACAGAGAUAACUCUGAUAUGGAGCCUCCCCAACACUCCCAAGACUUACCAAACCACCUUCUAUGUCAAGGACGUGCAUCAGUUCGAUUUGCUGAUCGGUAAGAAGGUCGUGCAAGACUUGGACUUGCUGAAUCGGAACAGAGACGUACUGUUUCAGACUGUUCUGAGAAUGGCACGGAGCCGUGACAAAGCCGAAGAGCAGAGAAGAAGAGCCAUUCUCGAUGAAACGGCGAAGGAAGACAUCGACGAAAAGCGCCGCUUGGAAAAGCUGGAAAGAGACAAAGCCAAGGCAGCCAGACGUGCAACCACCCCCCGAAGGUGGAAACCUCCACCCACCGGCAAUGUUUAAACCUUCUGCUCAGAACGCCCACGCUCCGGGGGCCGUCUACGAGCUCGUACCUGCGCUUCUCGCCAGAUGCAUGACCCAGGGUGAGCCAUAGCUCAGCCUGCGACAACUCAAGAGCGAGGUUGAUCAUGAGAGACGGAAGGGAUCAAAUUGAACGUCAUGGGCCUGCGAGAAGAACGUACUAUGGGGCAAGGAGCAAUCGUGAAAUUGGAAUAUGACUUGGAGCACAGAGGAACUCGAGACGAAUGUAAGGAUCUGUUGGUAAGGAAAAUCGGUCUAGUUGGCUUGAUUGAUCAUCUAGCUCUACGAGUCCAAGGGUUUCAUUUUAUCCGUGCCACUUGGGGAGACCAUGAUGUGGCAGGGCGGCCAGGAGCAUGUUGUCGCGGCAGGAAAGGCAAGUCCGCGACAUAUGCGGCAUACUAAUCCUCUCCGUUCCUUUACCAGGUGUCUGCCGCUCUGAUAUGCUAUUGUUCCUUGGAGUAAGUGUUCAAGGUAUCAUUCAUUGAAAAUGAUCUCAGGUCGAGAACAUAGCCGCAUUAUGGUCUUGUCUUAUCCACGAUUGUCCAUUCUAGGCAGCACCUGAUGGCUGCAUAAGGGUUUCAAGAGCACUCAUGAUGAUCGAGCAAGAAAUCCGGAACUGGACACUUCUGAAGCUUUGAAACUCCAGCAGAUGGAAACCCGAGGAGGACAACCUGUCACCUCUGCAACGGGCCAACGGCUAUACAUUGUACAAUAACGUCCUCAGGGUGCUCAAGGUGUCCCUCAGCGUUCUGCCAAAGUCCAGGCUGUCGAGCUCAGGACUGCGCACCGAACAGCUCAAAAGGGAUAGUAUGCAAAUUUUGACCCCUCCCAACUUUGAGAAUACCGAGUAAGGAAGAGCGGCGGUGUACAAGACAGGCCAAAACGUGCCAGCCUAGAAGGGGAUGUACCUAGGUAGCUCACCCAGUAACAUUCCGAUUACCGCCCCUGACCACGGCCAGGAAAUUAAAACCCCAGACCAUUCACCGUUCUACAGUGUAUCUGUUAAAACAACAUUUUUUGGGGCAACAGUGAAGCCAUCGUUGCCAGGGAAACACUGUGCCAUAUCUGUGUCCCGCCGUUUCGCCUUCGCUUAACAAAGACAUGGUCCAAACUCCAAAAAGGUAAACAAAGCGCCAUCGAGGUGUUGUCAUUCUCGUCAUAAGUGGUUGUUGUCGUACCACAAAAGUUGUUGAAAUUCAUUGUUGAAAUUCACUGUCAUGGGAUAUCGUCGAGCCUGACGAUUCCCAAGAGUUCUUGUGCCAGCCAAACAAGCAACAAAUUUCCAUUUUACACCCCAAAGACAACAUGCGGAAGCUGAACCGUACAGAGCAACUGUGUCAGAUGCCGUGACACCAGCGCCCACAAUUGCAGGUCACCGUCGGCGUUAAGACAAAUCAUGUGCGCCUGUGACCGCUUAUCCGUUAUUUGUGGCCCCCCGCGUUAGAUGUAUGGACAUCCUGAGCAUCGCCGCCGUUACUGCUGGACUUGGUGCUGUUGGGACUGCAGCUGCUUGCACACGUCGCCUCGGGCGACGGACACUCUCCACCGUACAGGAGCUUUUCCAUCGCCAUGACCUGCUUCCCAUAGCUGGUUCGUCUCAGUGCCGGAAAGUUGCGUUUCAUGUCCUCUCUCAAGGCGGAAAGCUCUGCGCCUUGGAGUUGGUCAUGGACCUUUUCUGCUCUGUUGCCAUACUGGUCCUUCAUGAGGCCAAACACGGGCGUGUUUCCCUGCUCGUCUGGUGCAGUCAAUGUAUGAAGUAUCUGAGAGCGUUGGUCUGCGUCGGCGUGCUCGAUGCUCUUUUCCACAAUGUUGCUCGCAAAUUUAUGCUUGGAGAAGGCCAAAACAUGUUGCAGAACGACGUCGACGACACGGCGCCGAUCAUGAGGGUAUGUUCCAGAAGCUCAUCCAAGAUGGCACGCUUGGCUUCCGGUCGGCAGUGUUCGAGCAUUCUUUGUACCACGCGGCACCCGUACUGGUGCGUCGACAUCUUGAGCAUCUGACCCCGGUGGGCAUCGACAAUGAAUUGAAUAUGUUCGCCGGGUAUUCGUUCGAUGGCCUUUUGCACGACAUGAUUGCCGUUGUUAUCCUUGACGACUUUGAGAAUCUGCUGAUUCGGCCCAUCCAGUUCCUUGACUAAACUGGCCUGUUGGUCGGUCAGGACGUGGUCGAAUGCUUUCUGUACCACACGACAACCGUACAUCUGCAUGGAAAGCUGGAGAACGUGGCCCUUCAUCUGGUUCGCCAAGGCCUUCUUUUGGGCCUGGUUGCCGUGCUCAAAUAGCUUCUGAAUCACGUAAUUGCCAAACACGUCCGUCAUGAGUUGGAGGACAUUAGGUUGGAUCUCUUUGAAGAUCUGCUCCUUCUCGUCACUGUUGGCCGUCUCCAGCUUCAACUGUAUGAACCGAGAGGCAUGCUGGUCGCCACUGAACUCGACCACGUGGUUGUAAAUGUCUUUGAGCUCAAACCGCCGAUUGGUCUUGCCGCUUGCACGGAACUCUUCAAGCAGUGGACUUCUGGCAACGUGGGUCUGGUCGGCCUCACGUGCCAGCAUUCGCGGAGCUGUCGGAUAGCCAUUCAGACGCGGAUGUACAGGGGCAACGUAUGGGUGAGCAAGUGGGUUCAUUCUCAAAGGCUGAGCAGUUCGCUGGAAGUUGCAAGGAAAGCCAUUUGGCAUAUGGGUUGGCAAUGUAUUCUGUGUGAAAUGAGGAAAAUCGGGUCCGUACUGUUCCAGGGCAGGAUGCUUCCGGUCGCCCAUCGGCGAAUCGUUGUAUGGGGCCCGGCUUGCAAUACCAUUGGCGGAAGUGCUUCGGCUAGAUUGGGGUCCCGUUGGUGGUGUGCCCGAUGUUAAAUACGCUGGACUGUGCACACUACUCCUUGGAUCCGUCGUCAGUGGGGAGAGAGCUUCUCGCCCACCAUAUGGCAGACCAGAGUAAUGAGGAACGAUCUGUUGGUUGAGUUGACAGGCGAUAGACGGAAUAUCGCCCGGAAAUGCAUGAAACCUACUUCCCACGGAGCUGAAAGGGCCGGGCUGAGCCGAGACGUGUGUCGC